UUUCACUCCAAAUAGGGGAAAAACUAUGAUGUUAUGAUCAUACCUAAAGUACGGCGGCAACAGUGUGGUUCUGGUUAACAAUCGUUUUCAUUUUGGAAGGAUACAUUCGCUUAAGCACAUGAGAGUGAGUUGAGUUUAGUUGUUUAUUUGUUUUACUGCCACGGAAGAAUAAAAAUAAAUAACAGAAUCAUGAUGGCGAUGAUUCUUUUUCGAAUUAAAAUAACAGAUUCAAAAUAAUGUAGUUCUGAUGUAGUCUCCAAAAUUCAGUAUAAAUAAGAAGAGAUGCCUUCCAACGAUCGAUACAGCAGUGCUUCUAAUAGCAAUCAACCGACUGUUACACGAACUGUCACAAAGAGUGUGGUUCCUGUGAGUUCCACAGAUUUAGUGGAUCCAGAUGUCUUAUUUACUAAAAAGCAUGAGGAAUGGACGACGAGUAAAAGAGUUGUAAACCACAAAACAAAACAGGUCGAAACGCGUGUGCAAAGACAACUGAUUUUAGAAGACGGUCGAGUUGUAGCUGAUUCUGGGCCUCAAGUAACUACAAAAACGAAAGAAGAUAAUCGCACUGAAGAAUCUGAAAAUACUGAACAUAAGACCACCGGAGAUGACCCACCGGGGGAUGGUUAUGUUAUGGUUCCCGGUUCUGCUAGGGUCAUUAGCGAAAAGACUGAAAGCAAUCAGACAGUGACUGAGACAAAAGAAGAGAAUCGGCAACUCCACGAUGAGAAUAUUCGAGAUCUUUCUGGAGAGGAAAUUCAUCAAAGAACCAUCAUUUCGCCUGAUGAUCCAAGUUUUGGAAAUUCUUUUGGAGAUUUUCCAGGAAAGCUCACACAUUUCUCCAGUAGGUCUCAAAAGAUAGUUGACAAAGACGAAGUGAAAGAAACAUCAGAACUUAAAGAUGGUGAAGUAUCUACAGAGACUGUCAGAACGCAUCAUCACGAGGAGGCAUAUGAUGACGAAGUACCGGAAGAAGAAGCUGAGGAAGGAAUGGUUCCAGAAAGAUCCGGGGAAACGGCGCGUACAAUUCAAUACUAUACAGACCCGAAAGAAUUUCAGAAAGUUUCUGAUCAAUUGGAAGAAGAAUCAAGGAGAUCGAGAAUUUUAAACCAUAGACAAAAUGGUCAAGAAUUUCCAGCUGUCACACAUAGAUGGGUCGACGACCACUUUGGAGGACCCAAAGAAAUAACGAACGAUGUCCGAAACGAAAAUAUAAGGACAAGGUCAGGAGGAAACAGAAUAACCAUUGAAAUGUCACCUCAUAGAUCAAGCCCGAGUGAAUUAUCACCAAGGGGUACUCUAAACAAAGAUCAAUCAAGAACCUCUACUUUAAAAAACCGUCAAUCGACAGCCAGUUGGCGCAAUGAGCAUAGCCCAUCUCCACCAUAUCCUCCAAGCACGCCAGUGCACAACAAUACCUUGGGACGAUCAACUGCAUCCCCUUUUGAAGUGUCUUCUAGUUCAGGAUCAUCUAGGUCAAAGACGCCUGUUAAAACAUUUUACCUUGGCGAGGACAACACAUACCAACGAGACCACAUUAACAGUUGGAAGAAAAAGAACAAUUCUUUCACAGAUGGUUUUAGUUCGCCUUAUUCUGUUGGAGACAGCAACUCUUUAGGACGAUCGAAUCUUUCAGGGCAUUAUGGAGAACGUAGCGAUUCUUUUUACCGUAUACCUAAAAGCAAAUUAACCGAUCCCAUCAGAUACGAUGCUUUAAACAACGGUGUAUUAUACAGCAAAGUUUCCCGAGUCAAAACAGAUAAGAACGUUCAAGCUUCCCUAUCAGAUGAGGAAGACGAUCCAGUUUUGAAGAGUAUGGGAAGGGAACGGUCUUUUAGUCCAUCCCGGCCAGCGAACGGUAGAAGUACCUUAACCAUCCCCAGAACAGUGAAAAUUACAAAAGAAGAAGUCAAAUCUCCAUAUACAACCAAUUCCCUAUCCCAUUCAAAAUAUUACAAAUCUUCUGAUUCGUUGCACUCACCUGGCUAUGGCAGCUAUUAUUCUUCAAACGACUACGGCAGCCACCGCAAUUCGUCUCCGAUUUACAAUAAUUCAUCUUUUCAUAAAGACAUCAGAGAAAAUGGCUACCACAAAAGCGACUGGACUGGGUCCCAUCACAACGACACCUAUACGAAAAAUCGUACACAUGAAAUUAAAAUUAAUAAGAAAAACAGCCAUGAUUUGCUUACAAACGGCUCCAGUAGAAAAGUCAAAACUUCAGAAUCACCUCAUUGGUAUCAGUCUUCCAAAUCUAGAAAAAUACCUACCUCACCCCCAGAGUCUGGAUACCAAUCGCCUUUUCCACCAACUCCGCCUUCAAGCCCCCCACCAAGGGUGAUCAAAGUAUUGAAUUCUGACCACUAUGGUAGCUCUUCUUCCAUGUCUCCCCCUGAUUCUCCAAUACAUCAUUCCACCGCAUCCAUCAAGAAAAAAUCUUCUUUUCCAUCAGGGAGUGCUUCUAGGUCAAAGUCAUCACACGAUUUAAGAACGUCUUCUCUUUUUGCACCGGAAAGUUUCAGUCCUUUGGCUAGUCCUUUGAAGUUGAAGACGAUGGGAGAGAAGAAAGAUAAUCAGAAGUAUUAUCGGGUCAAGCCUGGACAAGAUGGACAAUCUGUUGUGGUACAAGUAAGGGACUGGCAUGCUCGUUGAGUUUGUCUUUUGAGUUAUUGUUUUGCUGGUUUGAAACUCGUAAGCUAAACAUUUUAGCUAAUGGACUGAGACUCAACAAAACUUUUCAAUUACUUUAACAAAAUUAAACAAAAAAAAUGGUGAAUAUCGAAAAGUGGACAUUGAAAAGUCUUGACAAUUGGUGUUUGCAUUGUCACCUAUGUUACUUAAAAUCUUAUUGAUAUUAGAUUUCAUACUAUUAAGGAUUUUAUUUAUGUUGAUGCUUGGAAUGUUUGUUGCCAAAACUCAUGAGAGAAAUGCUGAUUGUUUAACUAAAUGUACUAUAACCUAACGUUUCUAAUUUUUUUAAUGGAACGUUCAUUUUUUUUCUUCUACAGGGUGAACCAUAAAACCGCAUAAAGUUAGAAUUCUCUUAUAUUACGCAAUAAAAAUGUUAGAGAGGUAUAAUCAUGCUGAUAUCGAAAUCGUGCUUUUGCUUUCCACCACAGCAAAAAAGCUCACAGAUGCAAUUCUUGUACGCUUGAAUUUUUGUUGGCAUUAAUUUUAUAAUUUGUGCGUACAAUAAUGCAUCUAAGUAGUUUUCACAGGCUAUUGCAUCACAUCCAUUUCCUUCAUUUGUUGAAUUCCUCUAAGAAAUGAAAACAAUGCAGAAAUUCUCCCUGCAAAUACGACACUUAUGCGGAUUUUUUGAAACACUCUGUACCAUUUUACGUAUAGUGACUAAAUGCCUUCCAAGCAAAAAUUUUCCUAAUAAAUUUUGCAAGCGUAACUGCUAAAAAUGUUUUUCAAAUGUAAACAGAAUGGUAACAUGCUCAAAUAUUGUUCAAAAUGCGUAUAAAAUGUCCUAAAUAAGUAUAAUAACUAAUAUUGUAAGUACAGAAAUACAGUAUUUUAUAUAUACUAUAUUAAUCACAUGAAAAAAAAUCAAGAUUCGAAAUUGAGCAGCCAUUUAGUUAUAUUAAUUUCUUACAGUAAAAUUAAAAUGUUAUGUUUCUCUUCCGAUAGUUUGAAAUUCGGUAAAAAAUAAUACCUUAGGCCCAAAUGUAAAAUUUUAAGCAAAGGAAUUAAUAGAUGAACUGAAUUCAUUUUUGUUAACUUUCUUAAUUUAUUAAUUUGUUCUUAAAAAUCAUUGUUCUUAAAAAUUUUAUUGCUAGGUAAAUUAGAAUAAUUACGAUGUUAAAACUGUGAAUUCCAAUCUAAUUUUAAAUAAAUUGGAAUAUAUAGGUUCUAGCAGUAAAUUAAUAUAAAG
Molecule: messenger RNA, 3874 nt
Organism: Parasteatoda tepidariorum (common house spider)
Lineage: Eukaryota; Metazoa; Arthropoda; Arachnida; Araneae; Theridiidae
Gene: chas
Product: chascon
Source: RefSeq, a predicted model, not a curated record